Molecule: messenger RNA, 952 nt
Organism: Linum trigynum
Lineage: Eukaryota; Viridiplantae; Streptophyta; Magnoliopsida; Malpighiales; Linaceae
Source: the annotation of a GenBank genome assembly
UAUAGGCGGUGGGAUGCCUCAGACACAUAUCACGCAUACUAGAAAAUUAACUAAAUGAUAACUUGAACGAAAAUCAUAAACUAAAAGACCUUUUUUUACAAAGGUUCAUUCAUUAAGAAAGUAAUGGGCCUAGCCUAGUGGAAAAGGACACCAGAAAGGCAAAGAAAAUAAAACCCCAACCCAAAGCCCAAAAAUGGUUGGCUACCCAAUAGGGCCCAAACCAAAGAGCCCAGAGAGAGGUAUUGCCCUCCAACCCUAGCAGCAAUAUUCCUUCAUAUGGAGCCACCGCCGCUGGCUGCUAUUGACCGGGCCUCUGCCCAACAGCUCCAUCCACCGACCGAAACCCCGGAGCGACGAACUGAGAUGAAUGCCAAGCAGGGAACUGGAGUAGACCAACCCAGACGGAGAUUAGUGGAAGUAGCCGAAGCCACCAUCGAUUAUUCAUCCCUGGACCAAACCCAUAAGCUCCUCGACGCGGGUAGCAACAAGGGAGACCUCAUGACGAACGGGCGGCUAGGUGACGGAUCCAUGAGGGACGAGCUUCUGUCUUCAAGAUCUUCAUUCCGCGUCCAAGUCGGGGCCUAACAUCUCCGAAACACCAAGAGCAACAUGGCGAAGCAAGGAGGUAGACGGGGGAAAGAGGAUGAGGAGACAAGUUGUAGACGAAAACGAAUCCAGCCUCCUUACUUCUUAGAUCAAGUCAUCUCCAUAUCUGUAGAAACAAAUCAGAAGGCAAAAAACUCUACCCACAAAGGGGGAGGAAAGAGACCCACCGGGGGAAGAAACACAAACCACAAAGGUAAAGCAAACACAAAUUAAAGACGGAGCAACAUAGGCGAGGAAGGGGAAAAUCAAAGGGAGGCGAAGAAGACGGAAAGACGCAUGAAGGGAGGGGCUACCGCCGGCCUCUUGAAAGCACUGGCGGCAACCCACAUAAACUAAAAGACCUAUG